Molecule: messenger RNA, 981 nt
Organism: Adineta ricciae
Lineage: Eukaryota; Metazoa; Rotifera; Eurotatoria; Adinetida; Adinetidae
Source: the annotation of a GenBank genome assembly
AUGAAUUCUUCAACAAUUACCUUAGCAAGUCAACUUAGUUUAGCACAAACAUAUAUUACUCGUUAUUUCAUGAUACCUGUUUAUAUAUUUGGAAAUAUCGGAAAUCUAAUGAAUAUUCUUCUAUUUUUUCAGCCGGGUCUUCAUUUAAACAAUACUUGUUCUUGGUAUUUCAUUAGUUUUUCCAUUGCUAAUUUAUUAUUAAUUGAUAUUAGUGGAACAACACGAACUUUACCAUUUGUCACUACAUUCACAUUGGAAUCGUCAUCGCUCGCAUUUUGUAAAAUUCGUUACUAUUUCGCGCACUUUACUUUACUUCUUGGACGUUAUUUCAUCUGUUUAAUUGCUAUUGAUCGAUGGAUGGUUACAUCAUCCAACGAAUCCAUUCGACGAUUAAGCUCGAUAAAGACUGCUCGUUAUUUAAUUAUUGGUGGUACGGCUGCCUGUGCAAUUUUCAGCGUUCAUGCAGCGAUCGGGUACGAAAUCAAAUCGAAUCGAUGUUAUGUAUUUUUCGGUACAGCUUACAACAUCUUUUUUAACGUUUACAAUAUUCUGAGUAUUGUCAUUCCUAUUGUACUUAUGAUAUUAUUUAGUAUUCUUAUUAUAAUGAACAUUCGUCAUAGUCGUCAUCGUAUUAAUGUAGUGUCAGAUAGUGUAAACAGUGCUUAUCAAUUAGCGAGAAAAUCAAAUCCAUCAAUUCAAAUGAAAUUUAUUCGAUUGGCAUUAAUACAAAGUUUGACAUUUACGCUGUUUAACACAAGUUAUGCAGCAUAUGUCACUUAUGAUUUUGCAACGAGUUCACAAGGAAAAAGUGUGGAUCGACAAGCGAUUGAAGGAUUUAUUUAUGCGUUUAGUAUCCAUCUUUGCUAUAUAUUUGCCUCGUUUACAUUUCUAACAUACACAUUGGCAUCGUCAAUAUUUCGGAAAGAAUGUAUGUCGAUGAUUCGUCGUCUGUGUACCAAAAUAUUACAAUGGUGUGGAUAG